This is a messenger RNA of Phialemonium atrogriseum, 2020 nucleotides long. Its product is annotated as heterokaryon incompatibility protein-domain-containing protein. Bases 55 to 1959 code for a protein of 634 amino acids. Lineage: Eukaryota; Fungi; Ascomycota; Sordariomycetes; Cephalothecales; Cephalothecaceae. The transcript has a single exon. The record is from RefSeq and is a predicted model, not a curated record.
CUGUCAAGCCUGCCUUGCUGCAGCUUCCCCCUCACGGAAUUUGCGCAUACCUACAUGGAGAUAGAUCGACAGCCAAGCAACAGACCACCAUCCACCAUGGACGACAAGAGGCCAACGUCUCCUGUCGAAUACAAGUACACCCCCAUCCAAGAUGUAGGCUCAAUUCGACUCUUAGUUCUGCAUCCCGCUCCAUUGCCUGAAUUACCUCUUGAGAUCUCGCUCGGCGAGUUUCCUCUUGGUACUGGUCAACAAUUUGGAGCCUUAUCGUACACGUGGGCAACAGAGGGUGGGGACUCUGCCUUAUCAGAACGUGUGCAAUGUGAGGGGGCAUUUAUCAGGGUCACUACGAACUGUGCAGCGGCACUUCGGAGGCUUCGCCAAACCCAGAGUGUCAAUGUCUUCUGGGUUGACGCAAUUUGCAUCGACCAGUCGAAUGACGGCGAAAAGAGUCUCCAGAUACCCUUGAUGCGACAGAUCUACACUCAGGCGACCGUCGUGGGUUUGUGGAUCGGCGAGACAUCGUCGACUGUCGAUGAGGAGACAUCGCGUCCGCUUUCGGAGCUGGGCAUGGAGUUCAUCCACGACUUUGCUGUCGAGAUCGCCGAGAGACACAAUUCCGGUCUGAACAUCCGCGAAGGGGUGCUUUACCAGGAAGUCGUCAAGGACCGAAAAGCCUAUCGAGAGCGGGGGAUCGAAGCUUUCACGCCUCGAGUUCGAGGUCUAUGGGGCAUCUUGCAUCGGAACUGGUGGCAGCGCUUGUGGGUGGUGCAAGAGCUGGCUCUCUCACAGUCAGCCGUGCUCAUGUGUGGAGGGAAAAGAGAGAACUUCGACAACCUAGUAACGGUCAUCGACGCGAUGGUGAGAAUCCGCCCCGACCAACCGGUCGAGGAGCUCGAGUACAACGCCACGUUUCUGACGGCCACUUUCCACCAAUUUUACAUGAGAGAUUACAUCAAGCGACGCAGACUCCAGGGCGGAACUGGGGAGAAUCGGACGCCUGGCAUCAAAGCCCUCGAUAUUCUCAAUGCCACUCGCAACACUCGCGCCGCCGACCCGCGCGACAAGAUAUACGGGAUACUGGGCUUCUUUGGGGACCCAGAAUCCGAUCCCGAGAACAUAUUUCCUCGGCCAGACUACACCAUGACGGCGGCGGAGCUCUAUGCCCGUGUCGCCACAGCGAUAAUUACCAAGACCGGGACUCUGGACGUCCUGGGCUCAUGUAACGGCUUUGUCCGGUCGACGGUUCCGGACCUGCCGUCCUGGGCAGCGGCAUGGAAUGACACUCCACUGAAAUAUUUCUCGGAAGAUGGCUUCAACGCUUCACGCAACUCGUCUGUCGUGUAUCAGGAGCAACCCGAGGGGAGUCGGCUUCUAAGAAUAAAGGGGAAGAGAGUUGACUCCAUAGCCCAUGCAAGUGCGCCCAAGGAUGGUGUGACCACUUACACCAACCAGGAGUCUGUUCGGAUAUGGCGUGACUGGUCCGACUUGGCCUUUUCGUUACAUUCCUACCCGACCGGAGAAGACAUGGCACAUGUCCUGAUGCAUACGCUGUGCUGGGGGGCCAAUGUAAAUUUGAAACGCCUAGUGCCUGGAGAGUUGCAGGAGAACUUUGACGCCUGGAUCAACAUCCUGAGAGGUGCAGACUCCUUGGAGGUUGUUGCAAAGCACAUCUUUGUGGAGGACGCAGCCUCUACAUACUCGUAUCGCGCUUCGUUUCUGACGUGGGGGAGGAUCUUGUGCAUGACUGCGAACUCGUAUCUAGCCCUGGUACCGGUGUCUGUCUCUGCCGGUGACCAGAUCGUCAUAUUCAGCGGCGGGAAGGUGCCGUUUGUGUUGAGUCCUGAUGGAGACAAGUUCAAGUUGGUGGGACCUUGUUAUGUCCACGGUAUCAUGGAUGGUGAGGCUUUUCCAAUAGAAGAAGAGGGAUCCGACUCAUUGGAAUGGUUUACUCUCUGUUAGAAAGCGGCAACUAUUAUCUGCGCGCGUACCAAAAACUUGAUGAUCCCAAAUGAAAUCGAGC